UUCAGCAUUUGGUUAACUUUAACGAAACAAAAUCCCCUGCUUUUCCCUGUGUUUCCUGUUCGUUGCAUUUGUAAGUAAAAUGUCAGGUCUAAGAGCCCCGUCUGAUUAUUCUGAGGAGCCACCUCGUCAUCCAAGUCUCCUUGUUAAUUCCCAGGAACCUUUUAAUGCAGAACCACCACGUGCGGCGUUAUUAGAGUCGUACGUGACACCGGUGGAUUUGUUCUACAAGCGAAACCAUGGCCCUAUCCCUGUCGUCGAUGACAUUGAAAGGUAUCGAUUGUCUAUAUGCGGUUUGGUGGAGAAACCCUUGGAGAUAUCAAUGGUUGACAUUGUGAAUCUGCCGAAGCACAUUGUGACAGCCACUCUACAAUGUGCAGGUAACAGAAGGACCGCAAUGAGCAAAGUGAAAACAGUGAAAGGCGUUGGCUGGGACGUUUCCGCCAUUGGAAACGCCGUUUGGGGUGGGGCUAAACUCGCUGAUGUUCUCAAACUUGUGGGAAUCGCUAUAACAUCAGUUUCCCCGUUGGGAGGAAAGCACGUUGAGUUUGUAAGCGUUGACAUGUGCAAGGAGGAAAAGGGCGGACCUUACAAGGCGUCAAUACCGAUGAUUCAAGCAACAAACUCGGACGCUGAAGUUUUACUAGCAUAUGAAAUGAAUGGAGAGCCUCUAAACCGGGAUCAUGGGUAUCCGCUGCGUGUAGUUGUUCCGGGUGUUAUAGGUGCCCGUUCUGUCAAAUGGCUGAGUUCCAUCAACAUAAUCGAAAACGAAUGCCAGGGAUUCUUUAUGCAAAGGGACUACAAAAUGUUUCCUCCUACUGUGAACUGGGAAAAUAUCGAUUGGUCAACCCGGCGGCCUCAGAUGGAUUUUCCUGUUCAGUCUGUAAUUUGUUCUUUGGAGGAAGAAAACGCUGUAAAUCCUGGAAAAGUAGUAGUUCAUGGUUAUGCCGUGUCUGGAGGUGGGCGGGGGAUUGAGCGAGUAGAUGUAUCGUUCGAUGGUGGCAGGACGUGGGUGGAAGCAACCCGAUACCAAAAGAGUGGAGCUCCAUAUGUUGCAGAUGAUGCGAGUAGCGACAAGUGGGGAUGGGUGCUUUUUAAGGCUGAGGCGAUUGUCUCUCGCAGCACUGAAAUCGUGGCUAAAGCAAUCGAUAUAGCUGCAAACGUCCAACCCGAAAAUGUGGACGCCAUCUGGAACCUGAGAGGAAUACUGAACACAUCGUGGCAUAGGGUUCGAAUUCACGUUGAACACACCGAUUUGUGAUUCUUUUUCGUUCGAAUAUUUUUCUGGUGUACACAUUGUACACUCUUCGAGAGUUGCUCGGUGUUUCAAAGGUAAGCUCUGUACGCAAUUCAAGCAACCAGGAUUCUAAGCCUACUACAGAACCUGGGGAUUUCAGUUGCACCUUAUCACUUUGUAUCCAGUCUGACAUGUUUGUUCAUAAAUAUGCAAUCAUUCUCUACAAGAUAUGUACUGAUUUAUCACCCGAAGGGCGUUUCGAAUCA
This is a messenger RNA of Malus domestica (apple), 1500 nucleotides long. RefSeq names its product sulfite oxidase. Gene Ontology annotation, biological process: sulfur compound metabolic process. Gene Ontology annotation, cellular component: mitochondrion. The record is from RefSeq and is a predicted model, not a curated record. Gene Ontology annotation, molecular function: heme binding; molybdopterin cofactor binding; molybdenum ion binding. Lineage: Eukaryota; Viridiplantae; Streptophyta; Magnoliopsida; Rosales; Rosaceae.